CAGUUUGCUGACCAAAAGCAAGAAUUCAACAAGCGCCCCACGAAGAUCGGCCGCCGUUCGCUUUCCCGCUCCAUCUCGCAGUCCUCGACAGAUAGCUACAGCUCAGCUGCCUCCUACACAGACAGCUCUGAUGAUGAGACCUCCCCCCGAGACAAGCAGCAGAAGAACUCCAAAGGCAGCAGUGAUUUCUGUGUGAAAAACAUAAAGCAGGCAGAAUUUGGGCGCCGAGAGAUUGAAAUUGCGGAACAAGAAAUGCCUGCGCUGAUGGCUUUGAGGAAGAGAGCUCAGGGAGAGAAGCCACUGGCUGGGGCCAAGAUCGUGGGCUGCACGCACAUUACAGCGCAGACAGCUGUCCUAAUGGAGACUCUUGGUGCGCUGGGUGCACAGUGCCGAUGGGCUGCGUGCAACAUCUACUCUACUCUUAAUGAAGUGGCUGCUGCCCUCGCCGAGAGCGGGUUCCCCGUCUUCGCCUGGAAGGGAGAAUCCGAAGACGACUUCUGGUGGUGCAUCGAUCGCUGCGUCAACGUCGAAGGAUGGCAGCCCAACAUGAUCUUGGAUGACGGAGGAGAUCUCACUCACUGGAUUUACAAGAAGUACCCCAACAUGUUUAAGAAGAUCAAGGGGAUAGUAGAGGAGAGCGUGACUGGUGUCCACAGGCUGUACCAGUUGUCCAAAGCGGGGAAGCUCUGCGUCCCAGCCAUGAAUGUCAACGACUCGGUCACAAAGCAGAAGUUUGACAACCUGUACUGCUGCAGAGAGUCCAUCCUGGACGGCCUUAAAAGGACAACAGACAUGAUGUUUGGAGGCAAGCAAGUAGUGGUUUGUGGCUACGGGGAGGUUGGAAAGGGCUGCUGUGCUGCUUUGAAGGCCAUGGGCUCCAUAGUGUACGUGACAGAGAUCGAUCCGAUCUGUGCCCUCCAGGCCUGCAUGGAUGGAUUCCGGCUCGUGAAACUCAAUGAAGUCAUCAGACAAGUUGACAUCGUCAUCACCUGCACAGGCAACAAGAACGUGGUGACCAGGGAACACCUGGAUCGGAUGAAGAACAGCUGCAUCGUCUGCAACAUGGGGCACUCCAACACCGAGAUCGACGUGGCAAGCCUGCGUACGCCCGAGCUGACCUGGGAGAGGGUGAGGUCCCAGGUGGACCACGUCAUCUGGCCGGACGGGAAGAGAAUAGUCCUUCUGGCGGAGGUGAGUUGCNNNNCCGUCCCCACCUUCGUCUUGUCCAUCACUGCCACCACGCAGGCUUUGGCUUUGAUAGAGCUGUACAACGCUCCCGAAGGCCGCUACAAGCAAGACGUGUACUUGCUGCCUAAGAAAAUGGACGAGUACGUGGCAAGCCUUCACCUCCCAACGUUCGAUGCCCACCUGACGGAACUAACGGAUGAACAAGCAAAAUACCUGGGACUGAAUAAGAACGGACCUUUCAAACCAAACUACUACAGAUAUUAAGUUCCUGCCGCUGUAUCCUGGAGAAUCGCGAGGAACAAGAACCCAAGUCUUUUCUCAACUACUGUACAGGAUGAAACAGCGCAAGCUUCCUAAGUUAGAGCCGGGCUUGCUCACAUAGUAGACAGUGUGUUUAGGUUAUUUAUUUAUUAAAUUAGAAUACUGUACAUGCGGCCUCUGCCACUGGUGUUCGUACUGCCGCGGGACUGGGAGACGGUGGAUUUCUUUCCGUUUGUUUCAUUUUUCUCUUUGGGUUGUUCUUUUUCGGGGCUGGGAGGAUGGGGGAGGCGAGGAAGAAGCUGGUGGAAUGGAAUUGCUGCGAUGUACGUGGAAUAGUCCGUUAUCACCGUUAAUCCGACACGCACGAUGGGAGCCGCGGGAUCCGACUUCGAGGUCGCACGUUGCUUUUGGUUUCCUUCGCAUCCCAGCGCUUCUUCCAGCGGAGCAGGAUCCCGGCAGCCGUGAGAGCCGGCCGGAGGGCGGCCGGGUUUGCAUUUCUCAUGCCAUUUGACAACGCGGCUAAAAACCUCGUUCGCUCCAGGCGCCGCCGACCAGCCGGGUGCCGCCUUGGCAGCGAAGCGGUAAAUGUCGCCGGCGAUCGCUGGAGAAACCUCUCGUAAUUCUGCCGAACUGCCCGAGGGACGGUUCUGCCAGCGAGUCGGUGAACUUCGCCUUAGCACUGCUGAAAGCUGUAACGAAGGGUCCGGUCGUUAGCGUCAGCCAGGGAUAGCCCCUAGCAUGCGGUAGGAGCCAGGAGGGCAGAGCGGAGCCCGCUCGGAGGCAGACCCUAACGGAUGUGGUGGUGGUGGGGUAGGACCCACCACCGCUCCCUUCUUCGCAGCUCCGCAGUAUUUUCCUGCUGCUUACGUUACGAGUGCCAACCUCCUACGGUUCAACCAAAGUCGUAUUCCCGGUGGGGCUACGGGGCAGCCUUGCGUGCCCGCGCUGGUGGAAGAGCCUUGCAACCUCGCUGACAAAUGCUGCUCACGUGUCGGGGAGCUCUUCCAAACCCAAGCGGAGCUCGUCGGCCAUCCCGGCUGGGAGGACCCCUGUCCACGCGAGGUCUUUCUCCAGCUGAAUUUCAGUCCUCGUUGGAAAUCUUUGGAGUUUUAUUUUCUAGUAGUAUUCGCGUGAUGAAAUCUGGAAAUCCCCUUUGAGUGUGAGAGACGUACGCCAGAGUCAUCCCCACCCUGAUUUUGUGCGCGGGGAAGAGUUUAGCAUCACUAAACCCCUUCAAUCACCUCAAAUCUUGAUGCAUCAGAGCCGAUGGAGAACAAAUUUGCCAUAGUUACUUGUUUUAGCCCAGGAUGUCCCACCUGAACGCUGCGGACGGCACGGCACGCUCACCGAGGUGACUUUCCAAGUCUCCAUGUCUCAUCGGAGUCACUUUUCACAUGGAGAACAGGGACCUUCUAAAAUAAAAUUGCCUGAUCCUAUAAGCUCAAAAGCCUUUAUCCUGUGGUUGCUGCUUUGGUACCCGAGUCCCUCAUCAGCCACAGAUUCUUCUUUUGUCCUCGCGGACUUCUUUGCCAUCAUGAAAAAACUCUUUUGUGGCAGCUCGUUCACGCACAAGAAAGGAAAAACUGUGGAAUUACGAUCUCAGCGGCCGAGUACUUCUCGUGGCUCUUGAUGCCGAGGUCUGAAGACGGCUUGACCACAAGCUGCUCGUCUUUGGAGCAAACCCCCUCGUAUGCUUGCUUAUUCCAAGUUUCGCUUUGAAAUUUCUCAAAGCCUAGAAGUAAGGCUUUGAGAAGACCUUGAGAAGACUGUGAGGAGACGUCAGGCCUUUGAGAAGACUUUGAGGAGACCUUGAGAAGACCUUAGGCCUUGGAGAAGACUUUAUCAUAGACUGAUCACUAACCACAAACUCAAAAUAAUCUCUACUCACUCAUGAAUUUUAUCCAGAUCCUGAGAUUUUUGGGAAGGGUCCCCCGAGCUAUUUGAAACGUCACGUUCGGGUCUUUCCCCACGCUGGGUUACCUUGGUCUGCAUCAGCCGAUGAACCCCCGAGUUUCUCUGGUUCUCUGCAGAUGCGCAGCGUGAAAUCCUGCUCUCGGCCGAGGUGAAACGCGGUUGCAGGGUCACGUUGAGCAAAGCAGCUUUUGGAAAAUAGGUGUCCCAGCCGCAGCCGCUUCUGCCCCGGGAAAAUCCCUCUCCAUCCGCAUGACCCUUCGGUACAGCUCACGCAGUCGCUUACCUCCCCCGUGUCCGUCGCUUGUGCAGCAUACGGUGGUGCUGUCCUCAUCCGUGAAUUCCUUCGUGCCGAUUUUUAAGCCCGUUUUAUCUUCCAGGUAGAUAGGAGAAAAAGAAAAAAGUAAUAAUAAAAUCCUAACUGGCUUUUCCCACCUCGAUUUUUAAAGCUCUUCUCCAUGUUGUUCUGCUUCUUCUGUAAGCUUUUUUGCUUGCUUGGCUUUUUCCUAAUCAAUCUGGAAUCAUAUUCUGUGAACAUCUCUAAAUUAAACGUGUAAUUUUUUUUUUUUUUAAAUGUAACACAUUUUUAAAGAAUUAGGAAAAAGGAGAUUUAGGUAACACCAGCAAAAUUGUAUAAGGAAAUUAAUUCUGUUCUGAACUUUAGAAAUAAUAAGACAAAACCUGUCAUCAGCCUGCAGUGAGGAAACAAAAACUUUGCAAACGUAACAUUUUCAAAAGGAUGUUUUAAAUAUUAAUGUCUGAGUGAUUGUAUUAGAUCAGCAAUAAAGACUCUGUAAUCUCAAAACACAAAUAAAACAUUGGAAAACUCA
Messenger RNA from Pygoscelis adeliae (Adelie penguin), 4190 nucleotides. It is a transcript of the gene AHCYL2, whose product is annotated as adenosylhomocysteinase-like 2. Gene Ontology annotation, biological process: L-methionine cycle. The coding region runs from base 253 to 1452 and encodes 399 amino acids. Gene Ontology annotation, cellular component: cytosol. The transcript is spliced from 16 exons. The record is from RefSeq and is a predicted model, not a curated record. Lineage: Eukaryota; Metazoa; Chordata; Aves; Sphenisciformes; Spheniscidae.